Messenger RNA from Saccoglossus kowalevskii, 1827 nucleotides. RefSeq names its product FAD-dependent oxidoreductase domain-containing protein 2-like. Gene Ontology annotation, molecular function: monooxygenase activity; flavin adenine dinucleotide binding. Gene Ontology annotation, biological process: ERAD pathway. Gene Ontology annotation, cellular component: endoplasmic reticulum lumen. Lineage: Eukaryota; Metazoa; Hemichordata; Enteropneusta; Harrimaniidae. The record is from RefSeq and is a predicted model, not a curated record.
AUGUUGCCACACAUCGUCUUGGUACUAUGGCUGUAUAUGCAGGUCAUAACCAUCAACUGCACGGCAAACCUACCAGCCUUGAAGAAAGAUUACUGCAUAAUUGGUGCUGGACCAUCAGGACUACAGUUAGGUUAUUUCUUACAUAAAGCCGGAAGAGACUACUUGAUCUUUGAGCGAACCAAUUCAUCUGGUGCAUUCUUCAUGGACUAUCCAAGACACAGGACAAUGAUAAGUAUCAAUAAACGGAAUACCGGCAAAACAAAUAAGGAGUUCAAUUUGAGACACGAUUGGAAUUCUCUGCUAAGCGACGAUGACAGUUUGCAAAUGAGACAUUAUUCGCACGAUUUCUUUCCACAUGCUGAUGUUUUUGUGAAAUAUCUUCAAGAUUACACAGAGAAGCAUGGUAUCAAUGUCAAGUACAAUACCAACAUUGUGAACGUCAAACGUCGAGACAAAUUUGAAUUUCAAAUGCAAGAUCAAAGUAACAAUACAUAUGACUGUGGAACUGUGAUUGUUGGAACCGGCUUAUCUCUGCCAAAUAUUCCUUCCUUUAAAGGGGUUGAACAUACGGUGGGUUAUGAAGACAUGUCGAUGGAUAAAGCAGACUAUGAAGGGAAGACGGUAUUGAUAAUGGGGAAGGGGAAUUCAGGAUUUGAGACUGCUGAUUAUAUAAUGGGUGCAACAAAUUUCAUCCACAUAUUGUCAAGAACACAAUACAAAUUAGCAUGGAAUACGCAUUAUGUAGGAGAUUUAAGAGCUGUGAAUAAUGGUUUAUUAGAUACAUAUCUAUUAAAAUCACUCGAUGGAGUACUUUAUUCAGAAGUAGAAAAAAUGAAGUUCGUUAAAAUAGGAGACAAGAUUCAUAUCACUCAACCUGGAAAGUCGAACUCUACACAUCGACAAUCAAGACGACCUGUCGAUAAUAAUGACCUUCGAGAACCAUAUGAUGUCGUCAUUCGAUGCCUCGGAUUCAAGUUUGAUUUCAGUCUAUUUGAUAAGAGUGUACAUGUUGAGCCAGGUAGAAUCAAAGGAAAAGAGAAGUAUCCUGCAAUUACCCAUAGCUAUGAGGCUUUCAAUGUACCAGGAUUAUUCUUUACUGGCACCAACACUCAUUCUUUGGACCAUAAAAAAUCAGCUGGUGGAUUUAUACAUGGUUUCAGAUAUACAGCUCGGGUGCUUAGCAGAAUAUUGGAGUUUCGGAAUCACAAUGUCUCUUGGCCAUCUGUUACACAACCUACAACAGAACUAUUAAAUCACAUCGUUAAACGCUUCAAUGAAGCUUCUGGGACAUAUCAGAUGUAUGGUGUUCUCGGCGAUAUUGUCAUGUUCUCGAGAAAUCGUACAGUUUACACGUAUAUUGAGGAAUUUCCAGUAAACCUACUCGACCAAUUACGUACGAAGACUGGUCAUGACACAGAGGAGGUUUUGGUUAUUAUUAUGCAGUAUGGGAAAAGACGGUUUUUCAAGAAGUUUACUGGUAUUCCAGGGAAAGCUCAUCUUUCGUAUUUUCUCCACCCGGUUUUAUACUACUAUGAUGAAUUGCCUUCAAGAGGUGCAAUGAGAAACCUUACAGAAGGAAGUGUAUUACCAAGACCAAUGAAAGUACAUCACACCGUUGAAGACUUUUUAACAGAUUUCACUGCACCAAAUAGUCACAUCUUGCUGCUACGUCGGUUUCUAGAGUCUUGUUUCCAAACUGAUCUCCGUAAUUUAUAUGACAGUCAAUGUUUCUCCAUGGCAAUGACUAGCGAAGUGGUGUCGUCAAUGUGCCAAUACAAUGAUUAUCAACUGAAGAUGAGCUUACCAGGUGAAAGACAGGGAAGUUGA